GGCGCGCGCGCUGGCCCGGCAGCAUGGCGGCGGCGGGCGCCCCUCCGCCGGGUCCGCCGCAGCCACCUCCGCCGCCGGCGCCCGAGGAGUCGUCGGAUAGCGAGCCCGAGGCGGAGCCCGGUUCCCCACAGAAGCUCAUCCGCAAGGUGUCCACGUCGGGCCAGAUCCGCCAGAAGACUGUCAUCAAGGAGGGGAUGCUGACCAAGCAGAACAAUUCAUUCCAGCGAUCAAAAAGGAGAUACUUUAAGCUUCGUGGGCGAACACUGUACUAUGCCAAAACUGCAAAGUCAAUCAUAUUUGAUGAGGUGGACCUGACGGAUGCCAGUGUAGCUGAAUCCAGCACCAAAAAUGUCAACAACAGUUUUACGGUCAUCACUCCCUGUAGGAAGCUCAUCUUGUGUGCUGAUAACAGAAAAGAAAUGGAAGACUGGAUUGCGGCACUCAAGACUGUCCAGAACAGGGAGCAUUUUGAGCCUACCCAGUAUAGCAUGGACCAUUUCUCAGGGAUGCACAACUGGUAUGCCUGUUCCCAUGCGCGACCAACCUACUGCAACGUGUGUCGUGAGGCACUGUCUGGCGUCACAUCCCAUGGGCUGUCCUGUGAAGUAUGCAAAUUUAAAGCCCACAAACGGUGUGCUGUGCGUGCAACCAAUAACUGCAAGUGGACCACCCUGGCCUCGAUUGGGAAGGACAUCAUUGAGGACGAGGAUGGGAUUGCCAUGCCCCACCAAUGGCUGGAAGGUAACUUGCCUGUGAGCGCCAAGUGCACCGUGUGUGACAAGACCUGUGGCAGUGUGCUGCGCCUGCAGGACUGGCGCUGCCUCUGGUGCAAGGCCAUGGUUCAUACUUCGUGUAAAGAAUCCUUGCUGACUAAGUGCCCACUCGGUCUAUGUAAGGUGUCAGUCAUCCCUCCCACGGCGCUCAACAGCAUUGACUCUGACGGGUUCUGGAAGGCCACCUGUCCUCCAUCUUGUACAAGCCCCCUGCUGGUCUUCGUCAAUUCCAAAAGUGGGGACAACCAGGGUGUGAAAUUCCUCAGAAGGUUCAAGCAGCUGCUGAACCCUGCCCAGGUCUUUGACCUCAUGAACGGAGGACCGCACCUCGGCUUACGCUUAUUCCAGAAGUUUGACACCUUCCGAAUUCUGGUUUGUGGUGGGGAUGGCAGUGUUGGCUGGGUCCUCUCCGAAAUUGACAGCCUCAACCUUCAUAAACAGUGUCAGCUGGGAGUGCUGCCCCUGGGGACAGGAAACGACCUGGCCCGAGUACUUGGCUGGGGCUCAGCCUGUGACGAUGAUACCCAGCUUCCGCAGAUCCUGGCAAAGCUGGAGAGGGCCAGCACUAAGAUGCUGGACAGGUGGAGCAUCAUGGCGCACGAGACCAAACUCCCUCGGCAGGCCUCUUCCUCCACCGUCACUGAAGACCUCAGUGAGGAUUCCGAGGUACAGCAGAUUCUCUUCUAUGAAGACUCAGUCGCAGCCCAUCUUUCUAAAAUCCUGACCUCAGAUCAGCACUCAGUGGUCAUCUCAUCAGCCAAAGUGCUUUGCGAGACAGUGAAGGACUUUGUGGCUCGGGUGGGCAAGGCCUACGAGAAGACAACUGAGAACUCAGAGGAGUCAGAGGUCAUGGCCAAGAAGUGCUCUGUCCUGAAAGAGAAGUUGGACUCUCUCCUGAAGACCUUGGAUGAUGAGUCUCAGGCCUCGUCCUCUCUGCCCAACCCGCCCCCGACCAUUGCUGAGGAGGCUGAAGAUGGGGACGGGUCGGGCAGUGUCUGUGGCUCCACUGGGGACCGCCUGGUAGGCUCGGCAUGUCCUGCCCGGCCACAGAUCUUCCGGCCUCGGGAGCAGCUCAUGCUGAGAGCCAACAGCCUGAAGAAAGCGAUUCGCCAGAUCAUAGAACACACAGAGAAAGCUGUGGAUGAACAGAACGCCCAGACCCAGGAGCAGGCGGGCUUCGUGCUGGGCCUCCCCGAGGCAGAAGAGAAGAGGGACUCAAGGACAGAUGGCAGAGUGUGCCCACCACUGGCCCACAGCGAGAGCUGCGGGAUCCUCAAGGGGAGGAGCCACCGCAAAGCAUCCAGAUCCCCGUGUGAGAAGCUGAUGAGCAAAGGAGGUGUGUCCCUGGGCAGCUCUGCCUCUCUGCCUCCCCAGGCAGCAAGCCGGGAUGGCCUGCCUGCGCUGAGCACCAAGAUCCUGUUCCCAAGUGUUCGGGCCGGGAUGUCUGGUUCCUUGCCUGGGGGCUCUGUCAUCAGUCGCUUAUUAAUCAAUGCUGACCCCUUUAAUGCUGAACCAGAAAACCUGGAGUGCUACACGGAGAAGUGUGUCAUGAACAACUACUUUGGCAUCGGCCUGGACGCGAAGAUCUCCCUGGACUUCAACAACAAGCGCGACGAGCACCCGGAGAAGUGCAGGAGUCGGACCAAGAACAUGAUGUGGUAUGGAGUCCUGGGCACCAAGGAGCUGCUGCACAGAACCUACAGGAACCUGGAGCAGAAGGUCUUGCUGGAGUGUGAUGGUCGACCGAUUCCCCUCCCCAGUCUUCAGGGAAUUGCUGUCCUCAACAUUCCCAGCUAUGCUGGAGGGACCAACUUCUGGGGGGGCACCAAGGAGGAUGAUACUUUUGCAGCUCCAUCAUUUGAUGACAAGAUUUUGGAGGUGGUCGCCGUGUUUGGCAGCAUGCAGAUGGCUGUGUCUCGUGUAAUUAAGCUGCAGCACCAUCGAAUUGCCCAGUGUCGCACCGUGAAGAUAUCCAUCCUGGGGGACGAGGGGGUACCCGUGCAGGUGGACGGAGAGGCCUGGAUCCAGCCCCCUGGGUACAUUCGGAUUAUCCACAAGAACCGGGCGCAGACACUGACCAGAGACAGGGCCUUUGAGAACACGCUGAAGUCCUGGGAGGACAAGCAGAAGUGUGAGCUGUCCCGCCCACCGUCUUUCUCGCUGCACCCAGAGACCCUGCCUGAGGAGGAGGCCACCCACAUGGAUCAGUUUGGGCAGGCGGCGGGGGUCCUCAUCCACAGCAUUCGGGAGGUAGCUCAGUGCCACCGGGACGUGGAGCAGGAACUCGCUCAUGCUGUCAACGCCAGCUCCAAGGCCAUGGACCGAGUGUAUGGCAAGCCCAGAGUUGCCGAGGGACUGAACAGCAGCUUUGUCCUGGAGAUGGUGAAUAACAUCAGGGCUCUGCGCAGUGAGACGGAGCUGCUGUUGGCCGGGAGGAUGGCCCUGCAGCUGGACCCGCCUCAGAAGGAGCGGCUGGGUGCUGCUCUCGCCGAGAUGGACCGACAACUCGGGAAGCUGGCAGAUACGCCCUGGCUCUGCCAGCCCUCUGAGCCUGGUGACGAAGAGAAUGUGAUGUUGGAUCUUUCCAAACGCAGCCGCAGUGGUAAAUUCCGCCUUGUGACCAAAUUUAAAAAGGAGAAAAACAACAAGAACAAAGAAGCGUACAACAGCCUGGGAGCCCCGGUUCACCUCUGGGGGACAGAGGAGGUGGCUGCCUGGCUGGAGCACCUCAGUCUCUGUGAGUAUAAGGACAUCUUCACGCGGCACGACAUCCGGGGCUCUGAGCUCCUACACCUGGAGCGGAGGGACCUCAAGGACCUCGGCGUAACCAAAGUGGGCCACAUGAAGAGGAUCCUGUGUGGAAUCAAGGAACUGAGCCGGGGCUCUCCUGCCGCCGAGGCUUAGCCUCUGCCUUCUCGGCCUGCAUCCUCCGCGCCUCCUGCAACUGAGGCCCAGUGAGGACUGCCGCGCUGCAGCCUCUGGCCUCUCAUGGUGCUACUCCCUUUGUUAGUGACAGGAAGCCUCUCUGGACUCCCGUCCAUAACAGCCCCAGGAGUCCUGAACAUACCAACAUAGCUACCUUUGAAACACCGCCUUUCAGCUCAGAGUUCUUUGGGCAGAGCGUGUUAUACCCAGUCUGGGCUCUCGCUGACCUGUCGUGGGCCACAGGGACUCUGGUGAAGUCUGGUCACUCCUGCAGAAACUUGCCUAGGCCAUGUGCUUGGGUACCCCUGUGGGUCCCUCUCUGUGUGUCCUUUGUUGGCCACAUGGGUGGCACCAUCUCUGCCGCUGCUGUCUCAGAAGCAAGGUUUGGGUUCAGCCUGGGGUGGCUCUCUGUGCCUGACCGUCACAGUCGCCCUGCAGGCCGCCCCCUGCAGUCGCCCCGUUUGUUCAUAGGGCUGUUUCCUAACAAGGGCUGUGCCCUCUGCCAGGUUGAAAGGGGACAGACUUGUUUCUAGUCCUCUGCUUUCACCUGCUCCGAGGAGGAGGAAGGCGGAGUCCUCUUCACGCCAAGUCGGCGUUUGGUCCCGUUCCCGAGCUCAGGCCUGCGGUCCUCCUCUGCAUCCUCCUCUUAAACCCUGGGCGUGAACAUCGCUCCUGUCCACAGGACACCACAGGCCUCUGGAGUCCAGCCUGGAGCAGAGAGGGGCUGUGGGUCUGCGCUGGUUCGGCACUUCCGUGGGGGAGCAGCAGCCGGCAGGCUCAGGGGAGCUGCUGGGUUUCCAGGAGCACAUCCCCGGGUGGGCCGAGUCUCUGACCCUGGGGUAGCUUCUUGUCUCCUGUUGCCAGGCCUGGUGCCCCUGAAGGUUGUCUGCAGAGACUGGGGCAAAUCAAGUGGCUCCCUGGACUCUGACUCUGGGUCAGGACUUCAGCCCUGCCUCUCUUCUAUCCUGAACCUGGCUGGCAGUGACCAUGGGGAGCAGGGCUGAGUCCUCCCCUCAGUCACCAGGAUCAGAUGCUCCUGGUCCUCACUGCCACUGACACUGCCCUCUCCUGCCCUUUUUGAAGAUGGUUGUAUGGAAGCCCCCGGAGGGGCUUGUAAUGUGACCUGGAAAAGGUCUUAAGACGUAACAGCCCCCAUGUAAGGAGGGUCCCAGGCUGCAGCCGUGCACCCCGAAGAGAAGGCGGUGCUGUGAGCAUCUCCGGGCGCUGCCCAGCCCUUUAGUGGAGUCGCCCAUCUCAUGUGGGGAGCUGCUUGGGCCUGUCUAGAGAUGCCGGGCAGUCUGCGGGGUUUGGCGCCCUCGGGCACUCCCCCAGCGGUCCUUCUGGGGGCUGGGCUACUGCUGAGGGUGGCAUCAGCGUGCUUCCCACGGGCCUUGUCCCGGCCCAGUUCCACCGGUGGGGACACCUGGGUGGAGACCAAGCAUGGAUUCCGCCGCCUCCCUGAGGUGGUGCUGUGGGGACAGUGGUCAUCCAGCCCUGGGAGCCCCUUGAUUUCCAAGUGGGGAAGAGUAACAGCGGAGGUGACAAGUCCAAGCCUGUGGUAACUGCUGGUCCAGUCAGAGCAAGCCCUAGGUCAGACUGGACCUUAGGUGAGGAGGGGACACGAGGAGCAUCAGCUGACAGUGGCACUGGGGACAGCACUGGGUUGGGCUGGGGUGUGACGUCAGUGUUGUCGGUGACUGCACACUGCCUACACCGACACCCAUCUACUCCCAAGGGCAAGUGAGGCAUGCUGCGCGCCACGGGUCUGCCGGGGCACACGCGUGUGUGCCACACGCUUAGGGUGGAGGCCACAGCCCUCCUGGCCUCCCGAGUUGCGGUUCAGCUGCUCAGAGUCCCCGCCUCAGGGCGGAGUGUGUGUGUGUGGGGGGGAAGCCAAGGUCUAGAGCAAGGGCCUGGCCGCGGGUGGGGCUCGCCCCUUCCAUAUUUAUAAUCCUGAUUUAUGUGGUGGCCCGAAAGCAGCCGCCUCUUGUAUUGUUGUGUACAUAGCCCCGCGGAGCUGUAAAUACGUUGUUGUGUGUAAAUAAACCAGCCUGUUUCCAUCUCCAUGGCAGAGAGCGCGUCUUCCUGUGCU
This is a messenger RNA of Sciurus carolinensis (gray squirrel), 5790 nucleotides long. RefSeq names its product diacylglycerol kinase delta (gene Dgkd). Gene Ontology annotation, molecular function: ATP-dependent diacylglycerol kinase activity; protein heterodimerization activity; protein homodimerization activity. The record is from RefSeq and is a predicted model, not a curated record. The transcript is spliced from 30 exons. The coding region runs from base 24 to 3677 and encodes 1217 amino acids. Lineage: Eukaryota; Metazoa; Chordata; Mammalia; Rodentia; Sciuridae. Gene Ontology annotation, biological process: intracellular signal transduction; diacylglycerol metabolic process; lipid phosphorylation.